AUGAAUCUGGAUCCAUCACAUCACCUCUCACUGCUCCUCCUGCUUUUUGUAAACCUAACAGUAACACAACUGAUCUUAUCACAGAGGGCUCACCUGAUCAAAGUGGUGCUGGGUCAGCACGACAUUAUGAAGGUGGAGGGCUUUGAGCAGGAGUUCGAUGUUUCCUUGGUCGUUAGGCACAACCAGUACAACCCCUGGACAUUUGACAAUGACAUCAUGCUGCUUAAGUUGGAGCGUCCAGCUGUCAUCAAUGCCAUGGUGGAGCCAGUUUCUCUGCCAGAUUCAAACUCACAGUCUUUGGACUACAGGGCCCGAUGCACGGUGAGCGGCUGGGGUGUGACCUGGCUCAACAGCUACAUGUUGUCACCUGUUCUCAGGUCUGUGGAUGUAGACAUCUUCCCCCCCUGCUGGCGCUACUACUACUUCAGGACCACGCAGAACAUGGUGUGUGCCGGCUCUGUCUCUGGAGGGAAAGACUCCUGUCAGGGUGACUCAGGAGGACCUCUUGUUUGUGAUGGUAAGUUUGAGGGUAUUGUGUCAUGGGGCAUAGGCUGUGCCUUUGCUAACUACCCCGGUGUCUACACCAAGGUCAGGAACUACCUGGGCUGGAUCAACAGUGUCACUCAGACAAACAAAAGGAAAUGA
Molecule: messenger RNA, 645 nt
Organism: Labrus bergylta (ballan wrasse)
Lineage: Eukaryota; Metazoa; Chordata; Actinopteri; Labriformes; Labridae
Source: RefSeq, a predicted model, not a curated record